AUGUUUCUUUUGAAUUUUAUAAUUGCUGUAAUCGGGUACUGCGUUUUAGAGGAAAAGCCUUCUGAAAAGUAGUCUAUCAUAUGCUGCAUUGGCAAGUUCUUUGCAUAUUAGUACAGCGUCUUUAAAAGAGGAUUUGAAAGUUGCGUGAACAGAUUUGCAGCUGAUAUCCUUUGUCUUCUCGUUCACUGUGCUAUAAUUUGUGGCCUUAAUGCAGCUUUUAAAGAUCUAUUUAUUGUUUUCUAAUUCAUUUUUCUUGAAGUAGCUUUCUACUUCAGCGAGUUUACUAUGAGAAUUUUCCCAUACUCGAUCAAUUUCAAAAAGGACUUGCUUAAGACACUAUGUGUUUAUAUUUUCGAAGUAUUCAUGUGCAUGACUCCUUUGUUUACAGGUAGCAUAAAAGUUUCUAUUGGCAUAACUCUAGCUAUCCAUUUUAUUUUGCUAAUUUCUUUGAUUACAAGAAACCAAAUCAAUAGAAAGCAUCAUGUUUUAUUCAGCCAAGCUGAGCAAUGCCUCUAAGUCAAUCUAAAAGAAGAUAUUAAUGCCAGCAUUAAUAGCAAUUGCGAGAACUCUGUUUAGCACUAUGUUAUUAAAUACGCAAAUAAGAUUCAACUAGUUUCUUUGAGUCACCCAAAAGCCAGUCCUUAAAUAUCUCCUUAAGAAAGCAUAAAUAAUAAGAAUAACAACUAAAUUAUCUCUAAAAAUAACAAUCAAGAUGAUAAUAACACUAAAGAAGUUUGUUGUAAUUAGGAAAUUAAUAACAAAAAGAAUAAUUAAUAUUAAUAAAAUAGCAAAAAUUUAAUUCUAAAUGAGAUAUUACCUGUGGUUUCAAUUAAUGUAAAAUCUUAAUCUUCAGAAGACAAGUAGUUAAUGAAUGAAACCCGCGAAAAGCAAUUAACAGUGACUAAAUCUUCUCUUUAGCCUCCUAAAUUCAAAUCUGAAGACGAGCCUACUACAAGAAAGCAAUUGCAUCUAACCGAAUCCCCAUAAUUGUAAUAUACUUAUGGAAAUAAUGGCUAGAUUGCUAAUAGUAAUCAUUUAAUUUUAAAUGGAAAUACUAAUACUAGCAUCUACUAAAAUCACAACAUAUAGAACAAUUAUAAUAGCAAUAAUAACAACAUGAAUAUGAAGUCAAUUUCAUAAACUAUGAUCCAAUCCAAUCACCAAACAACAGUCAAUCUCAAAUGCUAAGACAAAUUUGAAUAAAAGAAAAACUAAUAGUAAAAUUCUAAAAAUGAAAAAAGUUCAAUUAGAACUCGCUCUCUUUCAUUCGAAACAGAAAAUAUCAACAUUGAUAUUAUAAAUACAAUAGAACUCGACGCUGAUAAAGAUUCUAAUUUUGAAAUAAUCUCUUUCCACGAACAAUCUCAAAACUUACUCAUCAAGACAGAAACUGCUGUAUUUUUCUUUUCCUUACCCGACUUCAAGAAGACUAAAUCCAUAUUACUAGAUAAGAACAGCAAAUAUAUAUUCCAUUAAACUGAGCCUUACUGCAUUUAAUAUCAUUAUAACCCCACAAACUACCAAUUUCAAUUUACCUAAUUAAAUUUAAGUCAACCUAAAAUUACAAAGGAAGACAUGAAAUACAAUAGUCUCACCAUGCAAAAUCCUAAAUACGAGUCAAAUGACAUCCUUUUCUAUUCUUCAUUUGUCUCCGACUCAAGUACGCCAAAAGAUAUUCUGUUUAUAGCUGAUGGUCCUGAUCUUAUUACUGUCAAUACCGAAAGUCUUUCGAUGGAAAACUACACAGCUAAAUUACCUCUUGAUGAUAGCGAUAAGAUUUAAAUCUAAUAAUUAAAUAAGCGUCAAGUAGUUAUCAAUACUCCCCAUCAAACUUAAUUGACUAAAAUAGUUCUAGAUAUUCCUACAAAUAUUUGCUGUAGAAAAUUCACAAACCUCCCAAUGAGCACUGAUAUGCUUGCUAUAGAAAACCUUUAAAAUUAAAUAAUCCUCAACAAUUAAAAAAUGAGCAAAAACUCUUGCGUUUUCGACAUAAACACUGGAGAAUGUAUGGAAUUACCAAGCUCCAAGUGCGUAAAUAAAGCUUGGUUUGUAAAUAAAAUGCUCUAUAUAAUUGAUUAAUCUAAAUAAAUUAAAAUCUAUAGCUUUUCUGGUACUAACUUUAAUUUACUCCCUCCUAGUGACAAUGGAAUAGGCUGUAUCUCUAUUGCAUUUUUCUGA
Messenger RNA from Tetrahymena thermophila SB210, 2178 nucleotides. RefSeq names its product transmembrane protein, putative. NCBI's taxonomy places the organism in Eukaryota, Ciliophora, Oligohymenophorea, Hymenostomatida, Tetrahymenidae. The record is from RefSeq and is a predicted model, not a curated record. The transcript has a single exon.